GGGACUCAUGUCCAUUGUCCACCUCGCCCUCUAUUCAUAGAACACCAUAAACAGUCGAGUCAACAAGAAUUCAUGUCGAAACUUGGCGAAGAUAUACUAGACAUUGAAAGAGAGAAAAUAUACUCGCACAGAUGGCGCCAGUGACAAGUUUGGCUCCUGUUCAUUUCUUCUCGCAUGGCUCCACAAUGAUGCUUGGGGAAGAAUCCGACAGUGCAACAUAUUGGAAAAAAUGCGGCGACGAAGCUCUAGCAAAUGGGAUUGAACAUGUGGUGAUGAUGGGAGCACACUGGGCAACUCUCGGCAACGAAAUCGAAGUCGCUUCGAAUCCCACCCCAGGAAAAUCUCCUGUGGCCUACGUGCACCCCUCAAAAUACGUGCCAUACAAACUAAAUCCCGAUAUUCCCAUGGCAACUCGCUGUGUUGAACUUUUGAAGAAAAAUGGAUUUGAGGCGAAAUUCAAUGAUAAGUUUGAUUGGAUUCAUGAUACCUAUCUAAUCCUCAUACGAAUGUUCCCGGGCGGAUGCCCGCCAACGACUAUCAUCUCUAUGAACGCACGAUAUGAUGCCCAUUAUCAUACUAAGGUUGGAACCGCGUUACGACCGUUGAGAAAAGAGAAUGUGCUCUUCAUUGGGACGGGAGGCGCGGUACACAAUUUGUAUCGAAACAAUUGGUUUCAGAUGUUAAUGUAUCGAGAUAACUUCGCCAUGGAAUCCCCCCCAGAUGCUGCAAUGCUCGAAUUCCGGCAAGAAUUCGAAGAUGCAGUGACCAAGAACUCCGGACCAGAAUUGCGAAGAGCAGUGACAAUGUUAAUGAAAUUACCCAAAUAUCGUGAUGCACAUGGUACAGAUGAUCAUUUUAUGGCUGCAAUGUUUGUGGCGGGACUUUGUGGGGAUUUUGAGGAUCGGGGUACUACUGCUGUCAUGGGGGCAGAGGACUGGGAGCUGAGAAAUAUGUGCAAUAGUCAGUAUACUUUUGGGAACUGGGGUUCUGGAAGUUCGAGGAUAAUGGGCAAAGCUUAGGUUUUAUUGGUGCUUCUGGGGGACUGUUGUGGUAGUUGUUUUAAUCGGUUAAUUUUAUAUACAUAGUAGUUUGUUUGUCAAUUUGAAGAUAUACCCAUUCA
Messenger RNA from Botrytis cinerea B05.10, 1120 nucleotides. RefSeq lists its product as hypothetical. The transcript is spliced from 3 exons. NCBI's taxonomy places the organism in Eukaryota, Fungi, Ascomycota, Leotiomycetes, Helotiales, Sclerotiniaceae. The record is from RefSeq and is a predicted model, not a curated record. Gene Ontology annotation, molecular function: oxidoreductase activity, acting on single donors with incorporation of molecular oxygen; ferrous iron binding; zinc ion binding. Bases 132 to 1019 code for a protein of 295 amino acids.